This is a messenger RNA of Bombus huntii, 5311 nucleotides long. Its product is annotated as neurofilament heavy polypeptide-like. The transcript has 7 exons. NCBI's taxonomy places the organism in Eukaryota, Metazoa, Arthropoda, Insecta, Hymenoptera, Apidae. The coding region runs from base 174 to 2921 and encodes 915 amino acids. The record is from RefSeq and is a predicted model, not a curated record.
AUUUUUAUUUAUAUGUGGUGGGGGGUAACAAAGUGUGCAACAUUGUCCGUAGGAUUUAUAAUUAUCAAAAGAUUGAUCAAAAGGAAUGCUUAAUUUUGCGAUGUACUUGUAAUACAAAUUAUGAUUAUUUGUGAGACAAAAUCAUAUUCUACGCGCAACGUAUAAAGUUAUUAAUGCAAUUGCUGGACCUUCCUGUUACUGGUGUCAACUGCAGAUUUUUCUACAAUUACAACUUGGAUAAAAUGGAUUAUCGUCAAAAGAUGAUUAUACCUUCCCAACAAAAUACAAAGAAUGAUGAUGAGGAUGACGAAGAUUUGGAAGCUUUAAGACUUGCGGCUCUUCAAUCAUUAAGGACUAAAGACACUGUACAUAAUAAAAAGCAACCCCCACCACAGAAAACUGUUUCAGAUGUAAUACAAACAUCUCACACAUCGUAUAAGAGUCAACGACCUUUACGAAGAGGAUAUUUUCAUAACCGAAUGCAACAGCGACAGAAUGGCAAUGUAUAUUAUCAAAGUCCACGUAAUCCAAAUUUGAUAGCAAUAAUUCCUCUAGAUGAACGUCCUGUGCUGCAGCAAACUGAUUUAGCUUGCUCAGUAGAAAAAAUUGUUCCCAGUAUUGAGUCUUAUUCUACUGAAGUAACAAAAUUUCAUCGUUUCAAAGAUAAUGGAAGUGGUUCCGACGAAGAAGAUAAUAAAGAACAAAAAAAUACAGUUACAAAAUCAGAAAAUGUUAAGAAAGAUGGUGUAGGUGAUAAAAUAUCCACAAUGGUUGAAAAUCAGAUGGAAACUGUGGAAAACUUAAAAAAGGCUGAGGAAGAUCAAGGUGGAGUCAAUGAUGAUGAUGAUGAUAUCAUUAUAAUGGCUGAUCUUGAAGAGGAAGAUAGCUUAGAGCGCUUAAUGGAUGAAAUGGAAAGAGAAAUGAAUGUUGAUAAACCGUCCGAAAGGAAAGAAAAGAAAAGUAACAAAAAAGAAAACAGAGAAUCUAUGAAAAAAGAUGAGAUAAAUAGGAAUAUAAGCCAGAAAAACAGAACAGAAGAUAGCAAUAUUCGAAAAGAAAGUUAUAGUCCAGCACCAGCAACAAUCAUCAUAAAAAGUGAAAGACGAUCUAUAUCUCCACAUACAGUUAAUCGAAUUUCACAAAAACGUAGAUCAUUAUCACCAAGAUCCCGAUCAAGAAAGAAAUCACCUAAAAGAUCUCCUAGAAGAUCACCUAGUAGGCAGUCAAAAAAAUCUCAGCGAGAAAUGACUAGGUAUAGAUCGCCUCGAAAGUCUCCAGUACGUUAUUCUCCGCGAUCACGAUCACCUAAGCUUUCAUCACGAUCAAGAUCACCACGAUUAUCACCACGUAGAUCUCCAAAUAAGUCUCCAAUGAGAUCACCUAUUAAGAGAUGUCUGUCUCCAAGAGGAAGAUCUCCGAAACUUUCGCCGCAUUCCAGAUCUCCUAGACCAAUACGUUCACCUAAAAUAUCCAUAACUAAGUCUCCGAGGUUGGCCCGUUCACGUUCUCCAAGAUUUUCGCCAUUGAGAUUAUCUCCUCAAUCUAGGUCACCGCUAAGAUCAAGAUCACCUAAAAUAUCUCCAAGACGAAUAUCACCCUCGCGUAGAUUAUCACCUAAAUCAAAAUCUCCUGGGUUAUCCCCUCGAAGAGGAUCGUCACGUUUAAUGUCACCAAAAAUAUCACCACGAAGAAUGUCACCGCGAUCGAGGUCACCAAGAUUAUCACCACGUAGAUCACCAUGGUCAUCACCUAGGAAUUCACCUCGUCUAUCUCCUAGACGAAAAAGAUCUCCAAGAUGGUCGCCUAAAGAACUAUCUCGAAAACAUGGACCACGAUCUAUUACUCCAGAUGGAACAUGUAGUCCAUCAUAUGCCAAGGAAUCAUCCCCGAUAAUUAAAAGUAGGGUAUCUCCAGAAAUAAAUCGUGUAAAAACAAAACAUAAAGAAGAAAGUUUUGAAGAUGCUACUAUGAUAGAAAAAGAAACUGCUGAUAUAAUUAAUGAUCCUGUAUUAGAAGCCAGACGAAGAAAAUUUGAAUCUACAAAGCCCAUAGAUCCAAUUAAUGCAAAUAAAAAGAUUAAAUUAAAUAAAAAAGAAAAUACAAGUAAGAAGGUAGAAUCGCUAGAAGAAGGAGAUAUUCAGACAGGAAAUGUAAGAAAACUUAACAAAAUUACAGAGGAUUAUGAUAUUCAAGAAACAGAUUUAUGUUUAGAUACUCAUUACGAGUUUGAAGAGUUUGAACAAAGCAUAGAAAAUGCUUCUCCUAUUGCUAUUACGAGUUCUGUUAAUUCAUGUUUAGAUUUAGAAACUCAAAAUCCAGAAAAAGAAAGAUCCUCAAAAAAGAAGAAGAAACGCGACAAGGAAUUGUAUCAAGUGGGAAAAUUAAAAAAUGAACUUCCUCUUUCUGAACGUAUUGGAAAAGAUAAGAAGUGUAAGAAGCGUAAAGAUGUUAUUUCGGAUGGAUCAAGUGAGGAUAUGGAUGCCAUUUUUGAAGAUCUAGUAGUUGAUAAAGAAAGUGAUUUACGAACCGAGUUAAGUAGAAGACGAGCAGAAAGAUUAAAUAGGACAGUGCCAAUUCAAUCUGCGAGAUUAGUACAGUCUGCUUUUAAGGGAGUUGUUAAUGAAGUUGUCAAAAGUAAUGCAAAAGUGAAUCAAAGACAUUUAGUUAAAGCAGAUGAAAAAACUAAUCAAAAAGAAGUUCGACGGGUUACAGUUCUUCAUAGGUCAAUAUCUGACAUACACGAUUCUGAAGAUGAAAGUACUCUAGAUUCAAAGGUGCCUGUGCGUUUUAGACUUGGUCUCAAUAAACAAGUACAAGAUACUAGAGAGUCAAAAGUUUCACGAAAGACAUCUAAAAGACAGGGUCGCAAGGUAAACCAUAAAAUUAAUUUGGCUGUAACAAAUGCAGAACAUAUUUUAUAGUAUAAAAAUUAUACCUUACAACAUGUACAUAAUUCGCAUAUUCAACAUCUUUUGGAAACAUAAUACUUACACAUAAUUUUGAUAUUGUAACAUUUCAACUGCUUAAGUUUACAGCGUGCUAGUAUUUUUGAGUUUUUUGAAAUUAAUUGUAUUGGAUAUUUUGAAUAUUAUUGUUAACAAUUUGCUUAAAUAAUUAGAAACAUAAAAAUUCUCGAAUUAAAUAAAUAUAUGUAGUUUAGAUUUACAGUAACACAUUCAUCCAGAAACUUUUUUGUCAUAGCAUGCAUAAAAAGUAUUAAGGAAAACAAUACAAUUGAAUUUAAUUAUGAUAAAUGAUCUUUAAUAUUAGGAAAUAUUUUAUCAUUUUUAAAGAUACAAAUAUAUAUGUUAAUGUUUAGCAUUUAAAUAGUUGAUUCAUUUUUUUAAUAAUAUCAUUUUCACGUUGUACGACGCAAAGAAUGAUUAAUAAUUUUAAAUAUUUAUCUCAUAUUGCAAUUCUUGUAUACAUGAAAAUAUUAAACAUAUUUCAUAUUAAAAAACUUGAAAGUACAAAAUAAAUAUUAAUUUUUCAUCAAAUGUGGUACAUUUUAUAAUAUAGUGAGAUAUAUUUAAAUGCAUAAUCAACAAGUUUAUUUAUAAUUCAUACUCUUUUACAAUUACAUCAAUGUUCCUCUAUUUUGUUAUUAUGUACCUAUAAUCUUAUUAUAGCGAUUGUGUUGUAACUAAAUGAAAGAAUAUUAUUUUUCCCCAUUAUAAUCUCAUGACAUAAAAAUAAUGUAAUUAAUAUAUUUGUAUAAAUGUUUAUUAUUUAUAUUUAAAUAAUUAAUUUCAUAGUUACAACUACCUAAAAGUUUUCAAUAGUUUCAAAAAUAAAAUUACUCUAAAUAAAUAUUUCUAUAAAUUGAAUAUUUCUUUUAAAUUUACAAAAUGUAAAUAUUUAUACAUUAGUAGCAAUUAUGUGUAUCAUUAAUUUUAAAACUGAAUAUUUUUAAGCUUAAUGGAUUAAAUAUGCUUUCAAACAAGUUUCAAAAUGAAUGUACAGUAUCGUUGCUGCAAUCAGUCCCCUUUUUAUGUUUUUAAUAUUUCAUAAUUUAUUAUCAGUCUAUUAUUUAUUAAGUAUGAUAUCUUUUAAAUAGAAGCAUUAAAAUAAUUUAAUGACACAACCAAAUUUUGUAAAUAAUAUGAAAAAUUCAGAAGUAAUACUUAAUUUUUAAAUAAUUAUUCAUAUUUUUCUAAUUUAAAAUAAUUGUAUGAUGCAUUGUGACAUGUGUGUCAAAUAUAUUUUAUAUAGCCACAUAUUUUAUAUAGUUUAAAAAGCAGGCUAUGAUUAUACUACAAAUGUUCAAAAUAUUUGUUUGUAUUAUAAAUAUUUCAUUUUAUAUUAAGAUGUUUUUCUAGAUCUAUUAUUUGUUUUCUUUUGUAAACAAAGAAACAUUAGGUACAGCGCUACACAUAUUGGAAGCGCGGAUAUACUAAAUGUAAUGGAUUCAAAUGUGUAUUAAAGAUACAUGUGUAUAUAUGUAAUUAAAUAAAUAUCUGUUUUAAUCCGCGUAGUUUUUGAUACACGAGUACAUAUGUAUUAACAUAUUCAGAUUUUGUAUUUCGUGUAAUUAUUAGUGAAUAAUAAACACCUCGCCCCUGAAUAUUUAAGUGCAUUUAUGCAGAUAAUUUGCGAAAAGGAUGUAUGCGUGAUAUUUUAGGUUGCAAGUAACAAUAAAAAACAACAUAAUGUCGGUUUCGUCCUGUAUAAAUGAUGAAGGCAAGCAUAAAUAAAUACCUAUUCAACAACUUCAAAACUUGCUAAAAAAAAUUUAAUGAUAUCAGCAACACCGAUUGUAUCAAAAUGAUAUUCUUCAAGCAUGCUGGAAAUAUUGUUACGAUAAAAGGGAACCAUCUGUUAUCAGAAAAUGUUAAUAGAUUAGUUCCUUUUAUACCAAAAUACACGACUAUUUGACUAAACUUUGUUGAGCGAAAUUAUGUUCUUUUGUAUUGCUAUCUGCAACCUAGAAUAUCAUAUAUUUGUUUUGCGAAUUACUUGCGUAAAUGUGCUUAAACAGUGGGGUAUUUUGUAUAUGUAUAUAUAAAAGUUUUGUUAUAUAUAUCUGUUAUAUACAUCCGUAUCCGUUUUGUUAUAUAUAUCCGUUUCUGAAAGAACGGAUGAAUAUAAAGUUGACUUUCUUUUAAAAGAAUUAAUGAAACAGGAAGUCAUCUGUCCUCAGCCUCGAAUCGAGUCAAUAAAUGAUCUUAAUUGUUAAACUUAAUCGUUGUACAUACUCGUACGCUCUUUCACUGCCUUUUGGCAUUUAAUAUUAGUUUAAGUUCUUUUGUUAUCUUAGUUAUCUUAAUUUAAUUGCGUUUUAUGACAAUAAACUCAAAUGGUUUGUUCAUCA